Molecule: messenger RNA, 3032 nt
Organism: Carassius auratus (goldfish)
Lineage: Eukaryota; Metazoa; Chordata; Actinopteri; Cypriniformes; Cyprinidae
Product: G protein-regulated inducer of neurite outgrowth 3-like
Exons: 2
Coding region: 284-2278 (664 amino acids)
Biological process (GO): neuron projection development
Cellular component (GO): plasma membrane
Source: RefSeq, a predicted model, not a curated record
UCUCCUGCUGCCACCCGCCACAGGAAUAUUGAACUUGAGAUUCGGAUGCGCUUGGAAGGCGUGGUUUUAUCUCACUGACACGCGUCGAAGAUUCUUUCAUUGAUAACCCGUCGAGAGCACCAGCUAGUGCACGAGCAGCGCAUCAAUAGCGCACUGAUCAAACGCAAAAUGAUAUGAAACGGACGCGCACGCACCAGGGAAGCCUUGGAGGGGACAAUAUCAGGCUUUCAGGAGGGAGCCAAAUAUUUUGACUUUGGAUUUUCAUCACAAAAAGGGAUUCAGCAUGGAAAAUGUACCAAACCCCAAAAGGACUGUCACUGUCCAGAUGAUGCCGCAGCUCUCUAAUAUAGAUGUGCUGGGAAAUAAAGAGUUAAACGCUAACUGGGACAUUGAGCCAAAGUUAACCUUAAAUCUGGAUUGUUCCUCUGGCCGAAAAACUAAACCAGAUCAGGAUAAUAUGCACCUCAAGUCCUCCCUCAAAGAUUCCCACACCACUCUUCUUGGAGGAACUGUCCUUGAAGACAAAAACAUGUCAUCCCGUGACAGCGAAGAUCACAAGCAACCUCAAAACAGUCACACAAACAUGAAGACGACAGGUCAGAGUGCCAGGAACGCAGAAGGAAGAAAAACUGAACGUGACACGAAUUCGAAUCUGAAGACUGUCCUUUCAACAUCUAGCCCAUCGUCUACAGCUACACAUAGCAAGGAGAAAAAUGGCAAUAGCACAACAAAGACACUUGAAAACGAACUACAUGAGCCCAAAGCACAGUGCAAAGCAUCAGCAGUUGAAGAAACUAAUGCAAUCAAAGGGACACUUCACAAUCAAAUAUCACACGGGGCUCUGGCUUCCCUUCAGAAGGAUUCAACUCCCAGCGCCAACAACACAAUCAAAGAUAUGCCACUUUUAUCCCAAACAAAAGAUGCAGAUUACACCACCAGCAGUACCCCGUCUGAACUGGUUUCCACCACCAGUGCUCCUAAAACCAAUCACUCUCAAGUUGCAACAACCGAAACAUCUCUUCCAGCACCUGGGACGAGUAUUAAGACCCCACAACUACACGAGACCCAUCAUCCAACACCCACUAAAGAGGACAAAUGUAGCAAUGAUUUCAAGGAUUUUAAACCAACAGGAACCUCUCAAGAUAUUUCUUCUGGACAUCCAAUGGAGACUUCAACUAGCAAUGCAAGUCACAUGGAAGUGAUCGAUGAAGAGGUCCAAACACAAGGAGCUUCUCCUGAAGAGCAGAAGCCGAUCCACUGCAAACUCUAUCGAGAGGCAUCUACCAUGACUUCAGCCAUUGAGUUAGGCAACCGACCCAGCAUGCAACGGCAUGACGCAGAGGUGCAGGCGGUGGCUACAGUCUGCAGUCAAUCUACAGCCACUAGCCCUAGUCUUCUAUCUCUACAACCCCAUCGGAGAUCAGUUGGCCUGCUACCUGAGGAGACCGACAGUAUAGCAGUGGUCGUUGAGGUGAAAACCACCUCAGAGAAUUAUUGCAACACACCAUCUGUUGUUUCAUCCAGUACAAAGCCUCCACAGUCUGGCACAGUGAUGGUGCAUGUAGAUGCUGACCUUCAGGAAGAGUCCAAGCUUGGGGCCAAGCCUAAAGAGCCUCUACACAGCAGCCAAAGAGGAUUUUCGCCGCUUCAACCGGUUUAUCAGAUCAAUGUCGAGACGUGCAGCCAAACCAAGCAAUCAAACGAGACUACGAGCCAAGGUUCACCUGCAUCUGGUCCUCAUAAUGUGGCCUGUCUGCAGGAACCCAUCGCUGCAUCUAAUCAGGCCUGCAAAGAUCUGCAAGAAAAAUCGGCCAAGCCUCCUGCGUCUAAAUCCGAGAUGCCUAAGGAGGCAGGAUCUGCAAAACCUCCAAAGGACAUCACAAUGGCUACUCCUCCAACAUCAAGCUCCACACCACAGAGCAAAAAGACAGACCGGCAACAGCAGGGAGCAUCUAAGCUGGACCCUGAGAAAGACGACCAAGAGGCCAAGCAGCCGAAGAACAGCGUGCAUGAUGUCGUGUGGGACGAGCAGGGUAUGACUUGGGAGGUAUAUGGAGCAUCGGUAGAUCCCGAGUCACUGGGUUUUGCCAUUCAAAGUCACCUGCAGUGUAAAAUCAAGGAGCACGAGAAGAUAAUCGCCCGGACGGUUCUCAGAAAAUCCUUGUCUUCGCCUCCCGGCAAGAAAAACAAGAGAAGGCAGGUUAACAUCAACUUCAGGUCUAUGUUUCAAAAUGUUCGCCGACCCAAUUGUUGCGCGCGCCCGUCAGUGCUAGAAUGAAAGACAUUUGGUUGUCAUUGCCGAAAUCUUCCAUGAGACUGAGCAAAGCAUGUUGGGAGAUUUCUCUCAUUUGAUUUUUGAGGAGUUUGUUAAAUAUAGAAACUAAUGGUGAUUUGAGUGUUAUGUGGAGAACCGUAAUCUUAAAGAAAAUAUUUUUAGAAAAGGAUGAAAAUAUUUAUGGUGGUAGCAAAGCUAUAAUGAUGUUUAGAGUGCAAUGGCAAUAAUUAUAAUUAAUUUAAUAACGGUAAUGAUAAUGUGUAGUAAUCUGCAUGUGUAUUAGUUCACAAUGGCAGUCUUCUAACUACCCAAGAUUAUGCACUGUACUGAUGAGCAGAUGUAUGCAUAUAACCUUUUUAACUUACUUUGUUUAGCUGACUAUCUUUGUAAACUUUCCAAGUAAUAGAUAUUACUUUUGCAUAAUUUGAUUUGUAACAUAAUGUUGAUUUAUUGUGAAUGUUUCAACUUUUUUAUUUAAUUUAGAAAAAUAGGCAAGAGUUUCCCGAUGCUUGUUGCCAUAAUUGAUGUAAACCGAGCCAAUUUCUGUUCAAGAGUCCAACAUUGAUGUAACCGUGAUUUUAUAUUAAAAUAAGAAGAAAAAAGAGCAGUUACUGUGUUUUCAGCAAUCAGUGCGGUUAGCUAGCAUUUCACAGCAGUGUCUUAUUCCAUCAAAAUUAACAUACUGUAUAUCAUAUCGCUCACAUUAAUGUGGAAAUAAUGAUGCUAAUUAGACACUUAAAGAUACAUCAGGGAUUAU